AUGGAUAUUGAUUACGUUAAUGAAGAUCAUAUAAAAGCCUUCCAUGAAGCUUUGAUAUAUGAUGAUAACUCUCAUGAUACAACAACUCCAUCAACUGCAAAUUCCAUAAAAAGAGAUAUAGAUUCAACAAAUGAAAUUAUUGGUUCAAAUGAAUUAUCAAAUCAAAUACAUCAAACAAAUCAUGUGGAAAAAAUUACUUCAAAGAAUGAUUGGGGUCCAAUAUAUAAAAAAAUUAACAAAAAACAUCAAAAAAAUCAUAAGAAAGAUGAUUUUUUCCAAAGUUAUUCUUAUAGGACUUUAAGAUAUCCAAUAUUAGCAUUCAUCUUAAUUUGGUGUUCUUUCCUUACAGUGGUUUAUUUCUUUGUAAGGUUAUACAUUGCCCUAUAUGAAUAUAUAAUCACAUGGAGAGGUAAAAGACGUGGGUUACGAAACACACUAAGAAAUUCCAAAACAUAUAAAGAAUGGAUAUCAAAUGCUAUAAAAUUAGAUAAGUUUUUAAAAUUAGAUUAUUGGAAAUCUCAAUCAAAUUUUUAUUAUUAUGAUUAUAAAACUUUAAAAAUUUCAAUAAAAAAAUUGAAAACUUUACGUGAGAAUCCACAGGCAAAGGAAGAAUUAUUAUUAUUUUUACAAAAUUGUAUCAAGGCAAAUUUUGCAGGUACAGAAAAUCCAAUAUUAUAUUCACAAACUUAUUAUGGUACCAAAAACAUUGUGGAAGAAUAUAAUAAUGAAAUUGUUAAAUCAUUAACAUAUAUAAUUGAAGAUGAUGAUUCAGAUUCAAUAUCACCAAUAAUCAAAAAGCAAUUUUUCAAAUCAAUAAGUAAAAAUUUAGGUAAAACUGCUCUUUGUCUUUCAGGUGGUGCAUGUUUUGCAUAUAAUCAUUUUGGUGUUAUAAAAGCUUUAUUAGAAGAAGAUUUAUUACCAACUAUAGUUAGUGGAACUUCAGGAGGUGGAUUAGUUGCUGCAUUAGCUGCAACAAGAACAAAUGAAGAAUUAAAAACCCUAUUAAAACCUGAAUUAGCCCAAAAGAUAACUGCAUGUAAUGAACCUUUCCAUACUUAUGUUAAAAGAUGGUGGAAAACAGGUGCAAGAUUUGAUUCAAUUGAUUGGGCAAGAAAAUGUAAUUGGUUUACAAUGGGAUCAUUAACUUUUAAAGAAGCUUAUGAAAGAACUGGUAAAAUUUUAAAUAUUUCAACUGUACCUGCUGAUCCUCAUUCUCCAGUGAUUUUAUGUAAUCAUAUAACAUCACCAAAUUGUAUUAUAUGGUCUGCCCUGUUAGCUUCUUCCGCUGUACCUGGAAUUUUAAAUCCUGUGGUAUUAAUGAUGAAAGAUCCUAAAACCGGUCAAGUUGUUCCUUUUAGUUUUGGAACAAAAUAUAAAGAUGGUUCAUUAAGAACUGAUAUACCAGUUGAAGCAUUAAAUACUUAUUUUAAUGUUAAAUUUUCCAUAGUUAGUCAAGUUAAUCCUCAUAUUUCAUUAUUUUUCUUUGCACCUAAAGGUUCAGUGGGGAGACCUGUAUCAAGAAGGAAAAUUGGUCUUAGAGGUGGAUUUAUUGGUGCAGGAAUUGAAAAUUUUAUUAAAUUAGAAAAUAAAAAAUGGUUAAAAUUAAUUAAAUCUUUAGAUUUAUUACCUCAUUUAUUGGAUCAAGAUUGGUCAAAUGUUUGGUUACAAAAAUUUAGUGGGACUGUAACGAUUUGGCCUAAGAUUAAAUUAAAAGAUUUUUAUUAUAUAUUGAGUGAUCCAAGUGAAGAAAGAUUAGGUGAGAUGAUUAGAAAUGGAGAAUUAUCAAGUUAUCCAAAAUUACAUUUUAUUAAACAUCGAUUAAAUAUUGAAAGAACAAUUGAAAGAGGUUUGAAAAAAUUUAAAUUAAAAGUUAAAGAAUUAGAAAAAUUGGAACAUAAAGAAUCUACAACUACUAAUAAUUUGAAUGAAUUAAUUUCAAGUGAAUCUGAUGAAGAAGGUUUUUCAAAUGGACUAAAUCAAAAUCUUGAAAAUACUUUAAGAUAUCAAGUUAGAUUUGAUAAAGAUGAUGAUGAAGAUGAUGAAGAUUCUUAUAAUGAAGAUGAAGAUCCAGAUUAUAUAGAUGAAGAAAGUGAUUAUGAAAAUUCUUCAAAUUUUGAAAAUGAAUUUAAAACAAGAUCAAAUUCUCAAGAAAGUGAAGAAUCGGAAGGGGGUUUAAGAAAUAGAAGAACUAGUGCAUGGUGGUGA
Messenger RNA from Hansenula ciferrii, 2205 nucleotides. RefSeq names its product patatin-like phospholipase domain-containing protein. Gene Ontology annotation, molecular function: triacylglycerol lipase activity. Bases 1 to 2205 code for a protein of 734 amino acids. The transcript has 2 exons. The record is from RefSeq and is a predicted model, not a curated record. NCBI's taxonomy places the organism in Eukaryota, Fungi, Ascomycota, Saccharomycetes, Phaffomycetales, Wickerhamomycetaceae. Gene Ontology annotation, biological process: lipid metabolic process.